Anopheles coluzzii is the source of this 1117-nucleotide messenger RNA. It is a transcript of the gene Eaf6, whose product is annotated as chromatin modification-related protein MEAF6. NCBI's taxonomy places the organism in Eukaryota, Metazoa, Arthropoda, Insecta, Diptera, Culicidae. Gene Ontology annotation, cellular component: NuA4 histone acetyltransferase complex. Bases 242 to 988 code for a protein of 248 amino acids. The transcript has 3 exons. The record is from RefSeq and is a predicted model, not a curated record.
UUCUACAAAAACUCAAAGUUAAAGCCAUUUGUAGCCAAAAUAAACACAAGAUUAAGUGUGUUAGUUGCACGUACAACGGUUAAGUGUCAGUGUGUUGUCAAAUGCAAUUCGGGCAGAUGUUUGUUGUGCGGAUAGUGUAGGCCAAAUCCAAACAGAGGAAACAUCCCCAACUUCUCGCUGUGCACCGAGCUAGUCCGCUAAUAUUUAAUUCCCGAAGGAUUAUAACAGAAAACACGCCAGAAUGUCCACGAAAUCAUCCAACAGCAUUGACAGCCGCACCGAGCUGGCCGAUCUUGUUAAAAGAAAGGCAGAAAUUUCGGAAACGUUAGCGAACUUGGAACGGCAAAUUUAUGCCUUCGAGGGAUCGUAUCUGGAGGACACCCAGCUGUACGGAAACAUCAUCCGCGGGUGGGAUCGGUACCUGACCACCAACAAAACCACCAACUCGAAGGCGGACAAACGGAACCGAAAGUUUAAGGAGGCGGAGCGACUGUUUUCGAAAUCAUCCAUCACCUCGAUGGCGGCCGUCAGCGGUUUGGUGGACACGAGCGACACCAAGCACGAGCGCAACUCGGAAUCCGACUCGAUGACGAACGACGAUUCGAGCGACAAUCAGGCCGGUGGUACGCAUUCCACCGUGAACCAUUCGUCGGGCGCGCGCGAACCCACCACCCCGGCUGCUGUCGCCGCAUCUGCCGGGACGGAUGGUGGUGGUGGUGGUGCGUUGAAAAAUUCCGUCAACAAAUCGUCGCUCGCCAACCAAUCGAAAGCCAACGCGGCGGACAAAUCGUCGUCCGGCGGUACGUUUUUGAACCGCGCCACUACACCCACCAAGGAGUCCGCCACGAACAGCACGUCCAGCUUGGCGAAAGAUGCGGCCGCCACGAACAGUAGCGGCAACACGCCCAGCAGCACCGCCAAGCACAAGGCGAGCAACAUCGGCUCGAUGAAGAAGGGCAGCUCGAACAAGAAGGUGCGACAUCGCUAGCGCGAAAAGCAACGGUGGCGCUUGGCGCGGCUCACCAUGGGCCGGCGCUGGGGCAGUUCUAGAUCUUAACUUUGUACACAUGUGACAUUUGGAUGUAUUCACUUUAAGCUAAUAAAUACGAUAAAUUAA